UCGCACCUUGGCUGCAAUCGGUCAAGAUCACGUCAAACAGAGAUCUGUGUCUGAAUACCACGACGUUCGGCCAAAGACUGCCGCUGGGCCCUUACAGCACAUCUCUGCCAACGACAAGACGCAGCUGAGGCCAUCGCCCAAGAAGCGCGCUGUUUCUCGCGGGUACCUCGAAAAUGUGCCGCAGCCAUCACCCGUCUACUACUGCGGCGCGGGGCGCAACUUGGUUCCACAGCCUCUACAACCUCUGCUAGCACCGCCUGCUUCUUGCAACCGCUAGAGCAGGCGUGCAUUAGUUACGCGUCGUCACGGUACCAACAGCAGCGCUAUGAUCCGAUGGCAUCCCGCUCAACCAACAGCAGCACCAAAGCGCGUGGCCACCCUCGCUCUGCCGCCUCCAUCCCGUCGCUCCGCACGACUCUUUCUGUUCACAGCUCGAACGCUUCCUCGCCCACAAACAGCCAUGGCCAUCUUAUGGCAGAUAUGUCCAAGAGCAAGCACACGUUGCGGCACCAGACAACACUGCCUGACCUCAGUUCGCUGGGUAAUUCUGCACCCAGUCAAGGAAUGACAUCCUCCUUUUCGCGUCUGCGCGGUGAGCACUAUUUGCCUGCAUUGCCAGCACCGGCACGCCUUGCCAGCGGCUCGUACACCUCUGACAGCUCACCUGUCAAUACCCUUGUCUAUGACUACUCGCCAGCAACCAAUGCGCCCUCUACUGGCUAUACCCGGAGGCAAGUUGCGCGCAUCCCUUCCACGCAACUACAGCCAGUCAACGCUUUGCGGGACGUGCACAGCACACUUCCAGUGUCAGCACUCUCGGCGCUAUCUGUUACACCAGAGUUUUCUGGGUCUAACACUGACGACAGCACUCUCAUUCACAGCCGCCACACGCAGAAGCAGCAUCACCGCCAAUCAGUCUCCCAGGAGCACUAUGAACACAGUUCGUCUGCACAUUUAAACAGCUCCAUCGGUGGCGGUGGCGGCUGGCAGCUGAAAACAAAGAUUCUCCAGCCGUUGAGCACUUGGUUUCGUUCGACGCGCCAGCAACAGUACAGUGGCCACCAGGCCGCUGUUGAGCUUGAAGAUGAGCACGACCAGAAGUUAUCAGCGUACGCUCGUGAUACACGAGUGCAUCGCAGUAAUAAUGGGCAGCCCCGCGACUCCCGCUUGGAUGUUGUCAACAUUUCGCCCAUAUACCUGGAUCCGCCAGUGUCCUCAUCUGCCAUGCUGUAAGCCUGUAUGUGUGCAAAUGCACACUACUCAUUGCUUGUGGCUCGACUAUUUUACAAUUAUGUCUCCCAAGGCAUUUUCAAGGCCCUCAUAAUUUUACAUGGAGCGGAUUUUUUUACUAUCUUAAUUCUUGUUUUAUUUUGUUUCAUUUUUGUCUUUCCAUUGUUAACAUAAUUUUUCACACCCG
Kickxella alabastrina is the source of this 1417-nucleotide messenger RNA. RefSeq lists its product as uncharacterized. Lineage: Eukaryota; Fungi; Kickxellomycota; Kickxellomycetes; Kickxellales; Kickxellaceae. The coding region runs from base 334 to 1233 and encodes 299 amino acids. The record is from RefSeq and is a predicted model, not a curated record. The transcript has a single exon.